UCACCAAAGAAAACGUAAACAAACCCCCAAAAGCAACAAUCAGCGCUGAAUAAUUGUUUAUUCUAAAAGUUCUCACGGAAAAAGUAGUGAAAGUUAUCCAGAAUGGGUAAAGGGAAAGCAGAAGUUGGUACGCCUAAGUACUUGGCUAAUAAAAUGAAGGCAAAAGGCCUUCAAAAGCUCCGCUGGUACUGCCAGAUGUGCGAAAAGCAAUGUCGAGACGAGAAUGGGUUCAAGUGUCACACCAUGAGCGAAUCGCAUCAACGACAAAUUUUACUGUUUGCAGAUAAUGCUGGUCGCUUUAUCGACGGUUUCUCUUCUGAGUUCUUAACUGGGUACUUACAAAUACUUAGGCGACAAUUCGGUACAAAGCGUGUUGCUGCUAACAAGGUGUACCAGGAAUACAUCGCCGAUCGCCACCAUCUGCACAUGAACGCUACCAAAUGGCAUUCGCUUUCAGACUUUGUCAAGUACUUGGGUCGAAAUGGGCACUGUGUAGCGGACGAAACGGACAAGGGAUGGUUCAUAACGUACAUUGACCGUGAUCCUGAAACAUUGGCCAUGCAGGAAAAGAUGGCAAAAAAGCAAAAAAUGGACAAGGAUGACGCAGAGAGAUUGGCCGAAUUUAUUGAAGAGCAGGUUCGUCGAGGAAAGACCGAAGAAGAACCAUGUAGCUCUGGGUACUCGGAGUUGAAACGAGAAAACGAGGAAGACACUAUUAAGAUCGAGCUGAAACUGGGCAGCAAACAGCAACAAUCGACACCCUCGGCGGUAAUAAGUAAAAGACCGUUCGAUGGGCUGGACAAUGGAAAGAAGGAAAAAAAGAGUAAGGCUGCAACAAGUAAUGGAGAUGCGAAGAAAUUAUCGGCACUGGACGAGCUAAUUCAAGAGGAAGAACAGAAAAAGGAGAAAAACAACCGAAAGGACUAUUGGUUGGCUGAUGGAAUCGUUGUAAAGCUGAUUUCGCGCUCUUUGGGAGAAAAAUAUUAUAAGGAAAAGGGGGUGGUUGUGGAAGUAAUAGAGAAAUAUCGCGCCAAAAUUAAAUUGCUGGAAACGGGCGAAAAAUUGAAGGUGGAUCAAGCUCAUUUGGAAACUGUCAUUCCCGCCGUUGGGAAACAAAUUCUGGUAUUGAAUGGUGGUUAUCGAGGCUGUACAGCUGUCUUAAAGGCCAUAAAUACGGAACGAUAUAGCGUGACUAUUGAAAUUGCUUCAGGACCUCUGAAGGGGAGGCUAGUAAGCAAUGUUGCAUAUGAAGACAUCAGCAAACUAUUUGUUUGAUGGCGAAAACAAUCCGUUCCCUGAUUUCAAUAAAGGUAUACAAUACAUUAAAUUUA
This is a messenger RNA of Anopheles merus, 1331 nucleotides long. RefSeq names its product DNA/RNA-binding protein KIN17 (gene kin17). NCBI's taxonomy places the organism in Eukaryota, Metazoa, Arthropoda, Insecta, Diptera, Culicidae. Gene Ontology annotation, cellular component: nucleus. The record is from RefSeq and is a predicted model, not a curated record. Gene Ontology annotation, molecular function: double-stranded DNA binding. Bases 103 to 1275 code for a protein of 390 amino acids. The transcript has a single exon. Gene Ontology annotation, biological process: DNA replication; DNA damage response.